AUGUGGCCGGUGUACGAGUCCCAGUCCGAAUGGGGUCUCUUCAACAGUGAUUGUGCUGUGGAUCUGGACUCCGAAUUCAAGAGCGAGUCGCCGCAAGUGGUCAAGCUGAAGGCCUGGCGGAUCAGUAGCCUUCGACGUCGCAGCACCUCUGCGCAAGCGGCUGGCGACGGUUCGCGGCCCGCACAAAACGCAGCCACCCCGUCAAACACAGACAACCUGGCACCCGCACCCGCGUCGCCGGCCACGGACGGCACCCCUGCCUCUUCUGCGCCGGCCUCCGCCUCCACCGCUGUCGCCCUCACCGUCGGAUUCAAGGCGCUCGCUGGCGUGUCGGUCGCAUUUGGCGCGGCAGCACUGGUGGCGCCCGAACUGCUGCUGCAGGUUGCCAGCAGCGCCGGCGCAGCUGCGGCCGCGACGCCGCUGGAGGUUGUCUUUGCACGCAUCGCUGGCGGCACCAUGGCCAUAUCCGCUGCUGCCGAGUGGUCUCUCGCGGACGCAGCGGCCAACGGGCGGCUGGGUUCCGCCACCUAUCAGCGGCUGCUGGUGGCCGUGCUGGCCAAGAAUGUGACGUACCUGCUCGCAUUCGCCCUGGCGAGCGACGUGUGGAGCGUCCCCCUGAUCCUGCUGUACCCCACGGCCCCUCUGGGCUCUCUGGUCAUCGCUGGGCUGGGGCUGAAGCAGUCGGGCGCCACGGCCGGAGCGUUGGCGGACGGCUUGUUGGCGCCGCCCAAGACGGCCGCGGGGUGGACGUACCUCGUCUUCUCGCUGCUGUACGCCGCCACGUUUGCAGCCUGCUGGGCGCCGGAGCAGCUGUUCACCGCCCCCGUAACCCCGCUAGCCUUGCUGCUCAAGCACACCUGGGCGCCCGGCUUCCUGCUGGCCGGCGGCGCGAGCCUCGUGCUCAGAGACGCUGCAGACAGGGGCCGGCUGGGCGCCAGCACCUUUAAGCGGCUGAACCUGGGGCUGGCCGUGACCGAGGCCAUAUACAGCGCCGCCUAUGGCACGGCCAUCCUGACCGGCUUUGCGGCGGGCGGCGCGCCCGCAGCCAGCAACCUGGCCGGGUCCGUGGGCAUCGCCGGCUUCACGCUGUAUCAGUACUUGACUGCUGAGAAGAAGAAAUAG
Molecule: messenger RNA, 1122 nt
Organism: Monoraphidium neglectum
Lineage: Eukaryota; Viridiplantae; Chlorophyta; Chlorophyceae; Sphaeropleales; Selenastraceae
Exons: 6
Coding region: 1-1122 (373 amino acids)
Source: RefSeq, a predicted model, not a curated record